This is a messenger RNA of Glycine soja, 1227 nucleotides long. RefSeq names its product NDR1/HIN1-like protein 13. The coding region runs from base 28 to 753 and encodes 241 amino acids. The transcript has 2 exons. Gene Ontology annotation, cellular component: plasma membrane. NCBI's taxonomy places the organism in Eukaryota, Viridiplantae, Streptophyta, Magnoliopsida, Fabales, Fabaceae. The record is from RefSeq and is a predicted model, not a curated record.
UUCCCUUUCCUUCCUCACCAGCCCACCAUGGAAGAACCCAAGCCAAUUCUACAGAAACCCCCCGGUUACCGGGACCCGGACUCCAAACCACCGCCACCUCCCCCGCGAAAGCCCAUGCUGCCACCCUCGUUCCAGCCCAAACCCAAGCGGCGAAGCUGCUGCCGCAUAUGCUGCUGCACCUUCUGCCUCACCAUCCUGAUCUUGAUCCUGGUGGUCGUGAUCGCCGCCGCCCUCUUCUACCUCAUCUACGACCCCUCCCUCCCGGAGUUCCACCUCGACUCCUUCCGCGUCCCCAAACUCAACGUCACCGAAGCCGCCGACGGGGCCUACCUGGACGCGGACACGUCCGCGCGCGUCGAGGUGAAGAACCGCAGCGGCAGGAUGACGUGGCACUUCUCACAGAGCCAAUUCACGGUUUCAGCGGAGAACGGAGACCUGAAUCUGGGGUCGACGAAGGUGGCGGGGUUCACGGUGAAGGAGAAGGGCGUGACGGGGCUGAAGGCGGAGACGAGCGUGAAGGAGCUGGCGUUGAACGAGAGGCAGAGGAGAAGGAUUAAGAGCGCCGUGGAGAGCAAGGCGUUGGUCCCCAGCGUGGAGGUUCGAACCAAAACCGGUUUGGGCUUGGGGGGUUGGAACUCACCCUCCAUCUCUGUCACUAUCGUCUGCGGAGACGUCACCAUGAGACAACUCCAAAAAGGAGACCCUCCCCUUUGCUCCAUCACUCUCCUCAAAUGGAAUUUGAACCUCUGGUGAUAGUCGAAAAGCGUUGAGGCUUAGAGAAGAAGACCAGCAAGGGACUUCAAGAAAGCCGAAUAUUAAGAUACAACAAAUCUUGAUUAGUUUUGAGCAAUGGUGAAAUCAAAUCAAAACAAUUAAUAGGAGUUUCUUGAGAGAUCCAAACCAUGAAGCUAGCAAUAAUGAGAAAUUACAAGCAAUUGAGACUGUUGUGUAACAGCUCAAUGUAGACAAGUCUUCUCAGUCGCUAGAAGUUUGUCUGAAAUAGAGGUUAAUCAAUCGAUUAAGCAACUGUUUAGACUCAUGUUUUCAUGUAAUAAUAUAGUUGUUAGGAUUUUUGCCUAUAAAUUGAGCGAAAGGUUCGUCAUGGGAGGAAUCACGAAGCCUACAACAUCCACUCUCAAUUAGGAUUAAUUAUCAAAUGCUAGAGACAACGUAUGUAGUUCCAACAUUAUUUCUCUAAUAAAUACAAUUCCAAAUGUUCAUUCGUUC